CAGCUGAGCGGUCGCAUGACUCAGAGCCGCCGUCUUCACUUCCUGAGGAUAUAGGGACUAUUUAAUGCACAUGUAACAUAACGGGUGUGGCUGAGUCAGAGGCGGGGCUUGAAAGAUGCCGUCCAAUAAGAGUGUUUCAGAUGCCUGCAUCACUCAGUUUGUGAACUGUCGAAUCCUCCGAGAGCAUCGGCUCCAGAGAGAGGAUCUGUGGGUGCGGGAUGGAAAGAUCUUGAACCCGGAGAAGCUGUUUUUUGACGAACAAGGUUUUGCAGACCAUAAAGUCGACUGUGGGAAUAAAAUCAUCGCACCCGGAUUCAUAGAUUUACAGAUCAACGGUGGAUACGGCAUCGACUUCUCACAGGCCACCGAUGACAUCACAGGGGGCGUGGCCCAGGUGGCCAAAAGAUUAUUAGAACACGGCGUCACUUCCUUCUGCCCCACCCUGGUGACCUCUCCUCCCGCGAUUUAUCACCAGGUGAUCCCUCAGCUGAAGGUGAAGGAUGGAGGAGCAGAUGGAGCUGGAGUGCUGGGUCUUCAUCUGGAGGGGCCGUUCAUCAGUGAGGAGAAGAGGGGUGCACACCCUCCCCGCUUUCUCAAACCCUUUACAAAAGGGGGCAUGGACGACCUGUUGGAGACCUACGGGCAGCUGGAGAAUGUCGCCAUGGUUACGUUGGCUCCGGAGCUGCCCGGCAGCGGGUCGGCGAUCCGUGAGCUGGCACGAAGGGGCAUCACGGUGUCACUGGGUCACUCCAUGGCUGAUCUGUCUCAGGCUGAGGAGGCCGUCAUGAACGGAGCUUCAUUCAUCACACACCUCUUCAACGCCAUGUUACCUUUUCAUCACAGAGACCCGGGAAUUGUGGGAUUGCUGACGAGUGACCGUGUACCCGCGGGUCGCACUGUUUAUUAUGGGAUGAUCGCUGAUGGGAUACACACACACCCAGCAGCACUGAGAAUCGCCCACCGUGCUCAUCCUGCAGGGUUGGUGUUGGUCACAGAUGCGGUUCCAGCAAUGGGUCUGCCUGCUGGUCGACACACGCUCGGACAGCAAGAGAUUCACAUACAAGGACUGCACGCCUACGUAGCAGGAACCAAGACACUGAGCGGCAGCAUCGCCACUUUGGACAUGUGUGUCAGACACUUCAAAGAGGCUUCUGGCUGUACGGUGGAGGCGGCAUUGGAAGCUGCCUCUCUGCACCCCGCUCAGUUGCUGGGUAUCAACCACAGAAAGGGAACCCUGGACUACGAGGCUGAUGCAGAUUUCGUCGUACUGGAAGACACACUGGCAGUUCGAGAAACCUACAUCGCUGGCCAACUGGUCUGGAAGAAGUGAUGUCAUCUGGAUAGUGUUCUCUGAUUGGACGGCUUCUAUCGCUGGGGGGGGGGGGGGGGGAUCAAUAAACUGACUGAGCUGUAAGCAAAAGGAUUUUAAUUAUUAAAGUAACAUGUGACAUUGUGAGGUAUUGGGUCACCACGAGCCACCAGAGGAGCUUCAGUUCAGCAGGGCUUCGGUUCGAGUCUCUGGACCAGUUCUGGAUUGAUGGAACACUGGUCUUCUGAAAGAUUUUCCCUUGGCUGGUGUGUUUAUGAUGGUGCACAAGACACCAAAAUCCAGUACGUGUGUUGAGAUCUGGCGUGUUUUACAUCAUUUUUCAUCCUGGAAGAGACCACACCCAUCAGGACAGCGAUCCAUCAGGAUAACCUCGUGCUGCUGAUUUACAAAGAUUUACUUUUUUUAGCAUUUAGCAGACUCCUUUAUCCAAAGCAACUUAUAUUACAGUUACAGUAUACAGUCAAUUUAUGGUUAACGGCCUUGAACCAGCAACCUCCUGAUUACUAGUCCAAUACCUUAACCACUAGGCUACAGCGUGUCCUCUUCAGCAGGAAAAGAGGACAAAUUAUUGUAGCGUAACUGUAUUACUCUAGGGGGUUAAGAGUUUAGGCUUUCGCUGUUCUCUUGGUACCUGAAAACAAAAGUCUCUGCGAGCAAACCCCUUUUCACCGAGGUCACCGAGAUCCAUUCUGCGUAACGUCUUGAUGGGAUUUGAAUCGCGUCCUGCAGUACAAGCCACCUGGAUGCGCCUGUUUUAUUUUCCUGGAUACUGUCACCCGUUUGUCAGAGCCAUGAGGGAGACGUUCUGGGUGCAGGUCAGGAAAUUUAGUAAAUGAAGGGUUCAGCCAUUUCAAACUCCAAGAAAUCCCUGGGGAAAGGAGGGGUGGGGGGGAUGGGGGGGUCCUUUGCUUUCUCAAUAUUAUUUCAAUCUCUUGAAGGUUUCAUGGCUGUGUUUGACUGAAUUACAUUAUAUAGAAGAUAUAAAGAUUAUCCAUGUAAAUAAACUGCUUCUUAUUCUA
Molecule: messenger RNA, 2349 nt
Organism: Trichomycterus rosablanca
Lineage: Eukaryota; Metazoa; Chordata; Actinopteri; Siluriformes; Trichomycteridae
Gene: amdhd2
Product: amidohydrolase domain containing 2
Exons: 12
Coding region: 116-1330 (404 amino acids)
Biological process (GO): N-acetylglucosamine catabolic process
Molecular function (GO): N-acetylglucosamine-6-phosphate deacetylase activity
Source: RefSeq, a predicted model, not a curated record